Messenger RNA from Durusdinium trenchii, 3675 nucleotides. NCBI's taxonomy places the organism in Eukaryota, Dinophyceae, Suessiales, Symbiodiniaceae. The record is from the annotation of a GenBank genome assembly.
AUGAAUCGAUUGAUGCUUGGCGCGCGAAUUCUCCAAUCUGGCGGUGUCAAGAAAGAUGAUGGUGAAUCAUUCAACAUCUUCAAAGAACUGAAUAAUGCAGAGAGUAAUUUGUGCCGAGUCUUGCUGAUGGUCCAAGGCGUGCUGUUUGUCCUAGCGCUGUGCUCCCGGACUUGGGGCUUCCAAGACGUCGCUGAUGCCUUGGCCUUGGUCACGGUGCUGUUGGCUCACUCAUUGAUUCGCCGUGCGGUCUUGUCCAUGCUGGCGAAGCGCAUCUCCAUGCACGUGCUGAUGUUCCUCGUGUUGCUGGGCUCGUUGUAUCUGCAGCAGUUCACCGAAGCGGCCACCGUGGCCUUCCUGGUGAACGCCUCCGAGUGGAUCGUGGGGAAGUCCCAACAGGCCGUGGAGCGGGAGCUCGGCAAGAGCCUCGUGGGCACCGCGAGCCACGCCACGGUGCUGACGCCCGCGCCCGAGCGGAGUCAACGCUCCGUGCUCAUCGAGGAGUUGAAACCGAAAGAUGUGGUGCUGCUCAAGACCGGCAACACUGUGCCUACAGAUGGUGUGCUGCUCAAGGCACAGGGCUUCACGGUGAACGAGGCCAGUGUCACUGGAGAGGCCUUACCAGUGGAGAAGUUCAAAGGUGAGAAGCUCUUGAGUGGCACCGUGGUGACCGCGGGGGUAGCGGAGAUGGAGUGCACCUCCAGUGCCAAGGAGUCCUUCCAGGGCAAGAUCCAGGCAGCUGUUCAGGAUGCUCAAAGUUCCAGGUCGGAGAUGGAGGAUUUGGUGAACCGCUUCGCAGAGAUCUACACCCCGGUGGUGGUGCUUUUGUCUCUGGCUCUUGCACUUUGGAGCUCUGACCUCACACAAGGCCUUACAGUCUUGGUCUCCGCGUGUCCCUGCGCGGUGGUGGCCGCUGCCCCAGUGGUGCAGUCCUGCGCCUUUGUGCGGCUGCUUUCGGACCUUCAGGUGCUGGUCAAGGACGCCCGGGCCUUGGAUUGCUUCGCACAUGUGGAGCGUUUGGGCACUGACAAGACCGGGACCUUGACGAAGGGCAGCUUCGAGCUGGCAGAUGUCGUGGUGAUGCCAGGCCAAAGCGAAAGGAGGGACCUCUUGAAGCUUCUGGCGGCACUCGAGUCCCAGGACUCGCACCCCUUGGCCAACUCGCUGGUCCGCAGCUACGUGGGCUGCGCCGCCACCUUCGCCGAAAGCUCGGCCAAAGGUGUGGUGAAGCUGCCCAAGGUGGAGCGCUUUACCCGAGUGGAGUCGCAGGGGAUUUGGGGGAUCAUCGACGGACAGGUCAUCGGUGCCGGCAGCCGUCGCUUUUUGGAUUCCAUGGCCAUCGAUGUGCCGAAGGAAGGCGAAGCGAAGGUGAAAGAAUGGGAGCAGCAAGGAGGCGUUUCCACCAUCGUGUACAUGACCGUUGAGGACGACGUGGCCAUGAUCCUGCGCCUGGAAGACGAGCUGCGCGAGGACGCCAAGGCAGCGAUUGCCACGCUGCAGACCCUCGGUGUCUACGUGGCGAUGCUCACGGGCGACGAGCGCAAGGCGGCCGAAGCGGUGGGUGCUGCGCUGGGCAUCAGCGAGAGGCGCUCCAAGCUCACGCCCGGUGACAAGGAGAAUUGGAUUCGUGGUGAUGCGAACAACCUGGAGAGCGGCCUCCAUCAGCCCUUGCUGAACAAUACACAGGCUGUCAAAGCUACCUGCAUGCUGGGCGACGGCCUCAACGACGGCCCCGCGUUGGCGGCGGCGGAUUUGGGCGUGGCCAUCGCCAGCGGCCUGCAGCUGCCUUGUGAUGCGGCGGAUGUGGUGAUUGGCAGUGGUGGGCAGAUGCUGCAGCGCUUCGUCCAAGCGCUACACUUUGCCAAGAAGUGCAAGGACCUCAUCAGACAGAACCUGGCCUUCGCCAUCUUGGUGAAGCUCACAGCCUUGACUCUGGCCUUCACUGGACAUCUUUAUCUCACGCUUGGCGUUCUCAGCGACAGCGGAAGCCUGUUGCUGGUCGUGUUGAACAGCCUCAGACCACUGACCUGGGGAUUUUUGCAGAUGGAAGCAUCGACCGCUGAUCGCGAGCGUCAGUGGCAUGAAGACCGGCUCACUCGGGCCCAAGAGACAGAUCUACGCCUCUUGGCCGAGAAACCAACCGAGCCGGGUCGGAGACAGGGUCGGGUGGCGGGGUCGAAGAAGGAGCUGGUGGACGAGGUGUCCCGACUGAACAAAGAGGCCAAUGACAUCCAGCAGGACAACAACGUCUACGCCUCUCUGGAGAAGCGCUAUGACUCGCUGGUGAAGACGGUCCGUUCGUUGGAGGGGGAUCUGGCAGAUCACAACUUGGCCACCGACAAGCAACGCACCGACACGAGGCCGGAGGAGGUUCAUCACAUGUACACCAUCAUGAAGUCUCAGAAUGAGCAGCAACGUGCCGACGUGGAUCAGAUCUUCCUGGAGAAACGGAGCCACGAAGAGGAGAUCGGCCGUAUGGAGCAGGAGAUCACCGCCAUCGCCCGGCAGGCGGAGGAGCGCUUGAAUGAGCUGCACCCCGACCAGCGCCGGGAGUAUGAUGACCUGCGAGAGGAGAGCAAACGGCUCAGUGCUGAUCUCGCAGAGGCCCGCGACGACCUGGACCAGGUCACUGGAAGAUUGAACGCCUUGGAGGGCAAGCUGCGGAGCGACCCCUGGCGCCAGCGGCAUCGGCAGCUGAAUCAAACGCGCCGGGAUUUGGAGACACAAGUGAACCAACUUCGUGAGGAGGUUCAGCAAGGCUCCAUGAGCAUCCCUGAGCAGCGUGAGAUCUUGUUGUCCAAGGUCAAGAACGACAACGCGGAGAUCGUCGCGACGGAGAAGUCCAACAGUGAGCAGAAGUUGGACAAUGAACGACUACGUGCUCAAAUUCGGGAGGUGAUUGCAGAUGUCGAAGAGAAGAAGGAAGAGAAUAGCGACCAGCAGAAGUACGAGAUCCUCUUCACCAAGGACCAAGAGAUGACCGCCUUCAUCGAAGGCUUUGCUGAAGCCAAGGCUGAAGAAGAGCGGAAGAUUCAAGAAAAGAAAGAGAGCAUUGAGCGUUUGCAGCUGAUCAUCUCGAAGAGUGUGGAGUUGCCGCCGGAUGUCACGCCAGAGUCACAUCUUCGGGAUAUGGAGGACGAGCUGGACUUCAAGAAAGCUCAGCUGCAAAACUCCGAGACCACACAGAGCCGAUUGGAGGCAGAGCUGGCCAAGCGUGAGGGAGAACUGGAGAAGAUCGAAAGUCUGGAUGUGAAGAUCUCCUUGGAGCUCUCACAGGUUGAAGAGAAGAUGAGGCAGUACGAGAAGGAGAUUACUGAGCGCUAUGACAGGAUUGAAGAGAUGAAAGCUCAAGGUGCCUUCGAGGCGCAACGCCUCGAAGGAUCCAAGAAGGGCUUGGAGGAGCGAUCGCAGGCCUUGCGGCAGCAGGUAAACUUCAUCCGACUUCGCUACGACGGCAAGCGUCAGCAACUUCAGGAUGAUGAGACUGCAGCUGCUCUGGAGGCACAGGAGCAGAGGAUUCGGCAGUUCGGGCAGACCCUCUACACGUUGCGUUCCUUCAUUCUACAAAAGACAUCAGAGUCCGACUUCCGUGGGGAGAUGGCCUACUGCUUGGAGAUUGCCGCGCAGCUCAACAAGAUGUUGCAGGAGGGUGCUGUGCCACGACCACCAGGGGUUUGA